This is a messenger RNA of Aaosphaeria arxii CBS 175.79, 1413 nucleotides long. Its product is annotated as purine-cytosine permease. The record is from RefSeq and is a predicted model, not a curated record. Gene Ontology annotation, biological process: transmembrane transport. The transcript is spliced from 2 exons. The annotation marks the transcript as partial. Lineage: Eukaryota; Fungi; Ascomycota; Dothideomycetes; Pleosporales. Gene Ontology annotation, molecular function: transmembrane transporter activity. Gene Ontology annotation, cellular component: fungal-type vacuole membrane; plasma membrane.
AUGCAUCGAUGGAUCCGCUUCUUAGGUGCGGAAGAGACAGGCGUUGAACGUAUCCCGGAGCACAUGCGAACGGACCAGAACCCGUGGGAUCUAUUUACGGCGUUUUUCAGUGCCAAUUGUUGUACGGCUACAAUGGCUCUGGGGUAUCUUGGGCCCGCUUCGUAUGGCUUAGGAUGGUGGGACUCUUUCCUUUGCGUAAUCUUCUUCAACGGAUUCGGAGCCAUUCUUCCAGCUCUUGUAUCGCGGUUUGGUCCGAAACUCGGUUUUCGCACCAUGAUCAUCCCAAGGUAUUCUUUCGGAUGGUAUCCCGCCAAGGUACUCGCGUUGUUGAAUAUCCUCAAUCAGAUAGGAUGGGGAAUGGUAAAUGCCAUUAGCGGUGCUUCAAUUCUUUACGACGUAGGAGGAGGGGAUUUGCCUUUAACAGUCGCUGUACUAUUAAUCAGUCUUGUAGCCAUCGCCGUGGCCCUGCUCGGAUACAAAUACGUCCACAUGUAUGAACGAUACUCUUGGUUGGUCAUGCUCGUUUGUUUUGCAAUCGUUGCUGGUUUUGGUGCGCCACAUUUCAUCAACGUUCCUAUGGGCUCCGGAAAAGCAGAGGCGUCGGCAGUACUCUCCUUUGGCACAGCCAUUAUUGGAUUUGAAGUUGCAUGGACUCCUGUAGCGGCUGACUACGGUGUUUUCAUCAAGGAAUCGACAAGUGAAUGGGGAGCGGUUGCGUAUACAUUCUUCGGGCUUUUCAUCAGCCAGGUCCUGGUCGAGCUAGUGGGAGUUGCCGUCGGUACAUUGGUCUUCAACGCAGAUCCGAUUUUCACAAACGCAUAUGACCGGGCGGGGAUCGGUGGGCUGAUUGGGGCGAUCUUUGACGGGCAUGGAAGUGCAAUUCGGGGAUUUGGGAAGUUCGUCGAACUGAUCCUCUCUUUCUCGACAGUUGCUGUUAUCAUUUUCAACAUAUACUCUCUGGGUCUUAGCGCACAGAUGGUCUCAACAAAGACACUCAAAGUUCCACGCUUUUUCUGGUCCCUGCUAGGAGGCGCAGUCUUUUUAGCUGCUGCGAUAGCAGGUAGGGAUGACUUGGAAGAAGUCAUGGCAAAUUUCCUCAACAUGUGUGCAUACUGGCUUACUCCAUUCACCAUAAUAGUUCUGCUCGAAGAUUGGAUUUGGCGAGGAGGAUUCAAAUACGAUGUGGACGCCUGGAACGAUAAAGCGAGGCUUCCAUUCGGGUAUGCAGCUUCGAUCAGCUUCAUCAUUGGAACAAUUGUAUCCAUUUUGUGUAUGAGCCAAGUAUGGUGGGUUGGUCCUAUUGCGAAUGGCAUCGGUGGUUCAUCUACCGGGACGGAUGUUAGUUGGAUUUUGGCACUAGGUGUGUGCACAGUCAGUUUUGUCCCUUUGAGAUAUUUGGAAAGGAAGAGGUGG